AUGUCAUUUUUCUUGAAAUCCCGCAAAAGGAAACAAGGUUUUAAGGCACCCAAAACAAAAAGUGGUAAAGAUGUUGGAAAGAGUAAGAAAAGCAAGACAAGUGCACCACUUGAUGAGGAGGUGGAAAGUGACUCAGACAUUGACAGUUCAGAGUUAACUGAAACAAGGCACAAACUUUACAGCUCAGAUGAGGAAGAUGAAGAGACUGCUCAAGAAAAAAGACUGCGCUUGGCAAAGGAGUAUCUUUCUAAAAUAGAGGCAGAAGAAGCCGAUAAGAAAGCUGAUGAGGAGACCUUGAAAGAUGCCGUCGCACAUCGUCUCCAGCAUGAUAUAUCUGAGCAAGCUGGCAGAUUGACGAAACAAGUUGCUGAUAUGUGCAGCUGUCCACAAGAGCCUGAUUUAAGAGUUUUUCGAGGCCAUAAGUUGCCACUGACUGCCAUCGUUAUUUCUCCAGACGAUAAAUUUGUUUUUACUGCAAGUAAAGACUGCAGUAUUUGUAAAUGGAAUGUAGAAACAGGCUUAAAGGUGAAAACAAUCAAAGGUGGUCGGAAAGGGACUGAAGAUGUUCACAUUGGACACACUGACCAUAUUUUGUGCUUGGCCAUAUCAUCUGAUGGAAAGUUUCUGGCUGCAGGAGAUAUGAACUCCAUGAUCAAACUGUGGAACCCUGAAGAUUGUAGUUUUAUACACAAGUUCAAAGGUCACAGGGGUCCUGUAACCGGUGUUGCGUUUCGUAAGGGCACCCACACACUGUUUAGUUGUUCUAAAGACCGAGUGGUGAAAGUAUGGAGCGUUGAUGACCGGGCAUAUGUGGAGACUUUAUUUGGACACAACUCCCCCAUCACAGGAAUUGACAGUUUGACAAGAGACAGGGCAAUCACUUCAGGUGGUUCUGACAAGUCAGUUCACAUCUGGAAGAUCACUGAGGACUCACAGCUCCUCUUUCAUGGUCAUACGGGCUCUAUAGAGUGUGUGUCACUGAUCAAUGAGAGUAAUUUCAUCACCGGAGCUGAAGACAAUUCCAUCUGUCUGUGGAGUGUCCUGAAGAAGAAACCGCUGGUGACGGUGAAGAAUGCUCAUGGCUCAAUAAACAACAGUGGUGGCCAGAACUGGAUCACAGCGGUAACAGCUUUACAGUACACAGAUCUUGUGGCUUCAGGAUCCAAGGAUGGCAAUGUACGAGUUUGGAAAUGUGGUGCAGAUUUCAGAUCACUGUCUCCUCUCUUCAGUGUUCCGGUGAAAGGAUUCGUGAAUGGUCUGAAAUUUUCUAGCAAUGGAGAAUUCUUGGUUGCAGCAGUUGGCCAGGAGCAUCGGCUGGGACGUUGGUGGAACCUAAAAGAUGCCAAAAAUGGCUGGGUUAUCAUACCACUAAGAGAGAAAUCAGUGCUGGUUAAUGGGACGUAG
Candidula unifasciata is the source of this 1404-nucleotide messenger RNA. The record is from the annotation of a GenBank genome assembly. Lineage: Eukaryota; Metazoa; Mollusca; Gastropoda; Stylommatophora; Geomitridae.